UCCAACAACUGCUCUUCUACAAAACCAAACCGUUGGUGGCAGAUUUCAGUCACAGAAAUCGCAAAAGAAAAUGAGAACCCAAACGCCAAAAUUAGGGCACAAGACCCUCCUCUUCCUUCUGUGCUUCAUCGGGUUUCUCACUCCACACGACGUCGUCGCAGUUCAGAUUCUUUCCAAAUCGAAGCUCGAGAAGUGCGAGAAGACUUCCGAUUCCGGAAACUUGAAUUGCACCAAGAAGAUCGUCCUCAACAUGGCCAUUCCUAGUGGCACGAGCGGCGGAGAGGCAUCAAUUGUUGCCGAAAUCGUAGAGGUGGAAGAGAAUUCAAGCCAAAAGAUGCAAAAUUUUCGAAUUCCCCCUGUUCUGACCGUCAACAAGUCCGCGGCUUAUGCAUUGUAUGAGCUUACGUACAUACGAGAUGUUGCCUUUAAACCGGAAGAGUACUAUGUUAAGACCCGCAAAUGUGAGCGAGAUGCAGAUGCAAAAGUUGUGAAGAUAUGUGAGAGGUUACGGGAUGAAAACGAUCACAUUAUUGAGCACACUGAGCCAAUCUGCUGUCCUUGUGGGCCUCAGCGGCGGGUACCUUCAUCAUGUGGAAAUGUGUUUGAUAAGUUGAUGAAGGGAAAAGCGAAUACUGCCCAUUGUGUCCGUUUUCCGGGUGAUUGGUUCCAUGUUUUUGGUAUUGGACAGCGGUCAGUGGGAUUCAGUGUUCUAGUUCAGGUGAAGACAGGAUCUAAAGUUUCGGAAGUGCUUGUUGGUCCUGAGAAUAGAACAGCGAUAUCCAAUGAUAAUUUUGUACGAGUUAAUCUUAUUGGAGAUUUUGUUGGAUACACAAAUAUACCAUCAUUCGAGGAUUUCUACCUUGUAAUUCCGAGGCAGGGGGGUCCUGGUCAACCCCAGAACUUGGGGAGGAACCUUUCUAUGUGGAUGCUGCUAGAGAGAGUAAGGUUUUCUUUAGAUGGUGUUGAAUGUAAUAAAAUUGGUGUCAGUUAUGAGGCUUUCAAUGGGCAGCCAAACUUUUGCUCUUCACCAUUCUGGAGUUGCUUGCAUAAUCAAUUAUGGAAUUUCUGGGAGGCUGACCAGAACCGAAUUGAAAGGAAUCAGUUGCCACUUUAUGGUGUGGAAGGAAGGUUUGAAAGGAUAAACCAGCAUCCAAAUGCAGGAACUCAUUCGUUUUCCAUAGGAGUCACUGAAGUUAUUAAUACUAAUCUCUUGAUAGAACUAAGUGCUGAUGACGUAGAAUAUGUCUACCAAAGGAGUCCUGGGAAAAUCUUAAGUAUCAAUGUCCCAAUGUUUGAGGCCCUUACUCAAUUUGGAACUGCGACAAUCACAACAACGAAUACUGGUGAAGUGGAAGCAUCAUAUAGUUUAACGUUUGAUUGCUCUAGUGAUGUCACCCUCAUGGAGGAACAAUUCCUUAUUAUGAAGCCAAAAGAAACAACAACGCGAGCCUUCAAACUUUACCCAGCAACUGAUCAAGCUGCAAAAUAUGUUUGUGCAGCUAUACUAAAGGACUCUGAUUAUAAAGAAGUAGAUAGAGCCGAGUGCCAAUUUUCUACAACAUCUACUGUCCUUGAUAAUGGAUCACAGGGUAAUCCUUUUAAUCCACCAAAGACAGGCACAACCGGUUUCUUUGACUCUGUUGAAAGCAUUUGGAACAAUCUGUGGAAUAUUUUGGUAGAUUUCGUCACUGGAAAAACUUGCAGAAGGAAAUGCCCCAGGUUCUUUGACUUCCGGUGCCACAUACAGUAUAUAUGUAUGAGUUGGAUUGUGAUGUUUGGUCUACUUUUGGCAAUUUUUCCAACAGUGGUUGUGCUACUGUGGCUUCUACAUCAAAAGGGACUUUUUGAUCCUUUAUAUGAUUGGUGGGAAGAUCAUUUUUGGGAUAAUAAUCAGCACACCAAGGAUAUUCGGAAGCACAGAAGUGACGUAGAACACUUGCACACUCAUGUUCAUAAACAUCAUGGGCAUGAAGCAAGGAACCACAAGCAUGGUUCUCAUCAUAAGCGAAGAAACAUUCACAAUGAUCACAGGCGUAACCAGUUUGAAAGAGGCAGCGAUUAUUACUACCAUCUCCACCACGUCCACAAAGACAAGCCCAAGCAUGGGAGAAGAAAGCAUUCAAGUAUUAUGCAGAAAGUUGAUGAAAAUACCGGAUACCACAGCCAUAAAAAUGAAAGGAGACUAACCAAAGAUUAUUCAUAGUGACCAGACCAGACCAGACGCAAUCAAGUGAACGCAAGAGUGAAUUUGUUUUAUUCAAAACCCAGAACAGCUCCGUCUUCUUUGGCACAAUUACUUCAACAAUUCACAACUACAGAACCUAGCCACCGCUCCCUUGAGUUUCUGGCAUCUGGGAUGCCUUAGCUAGCGGUAACAAUGCUUGCGAAGCCAUUGCCGCAAUUCGACGUGGAAUGGUACUCUUUAGGGGGGUGAUGUUUCAGGGUGUGUAGCAGAAUUUGAUAAGGCAAUUGAGUUGGAUCCUCGCCAACAGGCAU
Messenger RNA from Prunus persica (peach), 2496 nucleotides. Its product is annotated as protein HAPLESS 2. Lineage: Eukaryota; Viridiplantae; Streptophyta; Magnoliopsida; Rosales; Rosaceae. The coding region runs from base 71 to 2203 and encodes 710 amino acids. The transcript is spliced from 20 exons. The record is from RefSeq and is a predicted model, not a curated record.